Messenger RNA from Gossypium arboreum, 1586 nucleotides. RefSeq lists its product as uncharacterized. The transcript is spliced from 4 exons. Lineage: Eukaryota; Viridiplantae; Streptophyta; Magnoliopsida; Malvales; Malvaceae. The record is from RefSeq and is a predicted model, not a curated record. Gene Ontology annotation, biological process: male meiosis II. The coding region runs from base 269 to 1270 and encodes 333 amino acids.
UUUAAUAUAGAAAUCUGGUGCAUCCACCUCUCCACUAUGGUCCCUUCCAUCAUCAUUAAAGAUCCAACGUUCUUAUUUUUCGAAAACCGUUGGAGCCUAAACUCCCAAAUUUAAAACUCACCCACCCACCCCCUUUCCCUUCCGUUGCUCCACCGCUUCUUUCUAUUUCUUGUUUCCCACACUCCUUUGUUUUUUUUCUUUUAUAUUUUUAUUCAUCGCCAUGGUUCUCUUCUGAAUCUCCCCCACAACAUUUCUUUGCUAUUUUCUAAUGGGGUGUUUUCUUGGGUGUUUUGGGAUUUCCACUAAAAGAAGGCGUCGAAAACCAGCCAACCGUAUUCUCCCUGGACCUGCUGAUUCAAAACUAGUUAGUUAUGAGCCCUUGGAUUCUUCUGUUAAUGUUGAUAUCCCAGAAGAUUCCAUUGUCUCAAAACCUCCGCUGAGUAAUAAGCCAAAGGAAAGAUCGAGUGUUAAAAUCAGGAAAAAAGUGAGCUUUAACUUGAAUGUUCAAACCUAUGAGCCAAUUCCAGAUGAAGAAACAACUACCUACCAGUUUUUACAGAGUGUUGAAGAGGAAGAAAGAGAAAAGGUUAAUGGAGGAGAAGCUGCAAAACGUAGCUUGCCAUCUCUCUCUGAGGGGAUUUCAAGUUCAUUGCAGACGAGUUCUUAUCCUUGCAAUUAUAGAUACCAAAACUGUAGAGAUAGCUAUGAAGAAGAGGAUGAAAUGGUAAAUGAAGAAAGCGAUAUAGAAGAUGAUGAGUUUUUUUCUGAUGAAGAUGAUUAUGGUGAUGAUGAUGACAAACAUGUGGAUGAUCAAUUUGACUCUCUAAACAUGGAUUCAACAAAGGGAGCUUCUUUGGUUCGAUUGGAUGAUGACAGGUCCAAGAAUCAAAUGCCACUUGAUGGUUCAGCAGAUGGAAAUCUAAAGAGCAGAAGCCAAUAUCUGUGUUCAGUGUUGAAUCCGGUUGAAAACACGACACAAUGGAAAGAAAUCAAAGCGAGAGCAGCCGCAAAACCAAAGCAGAUGAGGAAGGAGAAUGUUGCAGCAGAGGGAGAAUCACAAGUACCCUUCAGUUCAGACCUGAGAUCCAACUGCUCAACAAAUUAUAAUCAAUCAAAGCCCCUACUGCAAGACAUAGCAGUCGAUGCUAGCCUCUCAAAUUGGUUGGUUUCACCGCCAGAUGGUUUUUGUUCUACAUCAGCAAAGCAACUGGCAACCAGAAGUGUUAAGAUGGAGAAAUCAACAUUAAGAAGCAAUACAGGGAGGAAAUAGGAAUCAAAUAUGAGAUAAGGUAUCGGCUAUUCAUUUUACUAUCGAGGAAUGUAAUCUCUUAAUUGUUGUUCAAAUAGUGAAAUAUAAACGUACAAGGGGCCAAAAAAAAAGGACCAUAACAAUUAAUCUAUAUAUACAUUAUGCAAGAAAGGCCAUGGAAUUUUCGUAUCUGUUCAUUGUGAAACGCAUGUCAAACCACCUCAGAAGUUGUACGGAGCUCCAGUUUGAUAAACUGCAUAUAUGAGAGAAUGUCUUGCUUGGCUUCUGGUCCCUUUUAUCCUAUGUUACUCCGACUUUUUAUUUUUCUAUAAAUACA